CUUGAACUUUAGGAGUUUUACAUUAAGAUCAUAAUUAUCACAUGACUAAGCACAUGAUUCAAAAGUCACAUGACUACGGCAGUACCUUGUAAACACUACAUCAUAUAAUAUAGGGUGAGCAAGUCACUUAAAGAGUUCAGUUACAAAUUCACCCUUUAGUCUUUUUAGUGCCUUGGCCAAAGAAUAAGAUAAAUCAUGGGCUUGAAAACUUUAUUUUUCACCUUCACCCUUUCAAUGCUUGUAAGUUUUACAGAAACUAGGUCGACGUACUCUAAAAGUUUUGUACGGCCCAUGUCUGUUGAGUUUGAAUCAGAAGUUAACCAGGAAGAUUUUCCACUAAAUGCUGGAAAUAGGCUCAAUUUAAACAAAAAAAUCGCCAAGCAGUCGCCACCAUGCUACAUAAAAAAAUCAAAUUUUUCAGAUGCCUCUCAAAUCAUUAAGUGAGUAUUUAAUUAUUUUUUUACGUUGGUAAACUUGUUAUUAAAUUAAUUAUGAUUAUCUACUAUUUAAAGUUAUAUGAUUAUACGACUUCACUUAACCAAUCCACUUAUGAUUGCAUGGCAUGUGAUAGGUAAUAAAAUUAUAGUUAUAUAGCGUAGUCAUGGGGCCUACAAGUACAAGGAGUAUGCAAUUAAUAAUUCAUCCUUACAAAGGCAUCAUUAAAAUUAUCAUAUUUUCACAGACAAUUUCAAUUGACAAUUUCAAUCACAAUCUUUUUUCUUUCCUUGUCAUGAGUUAAAAAGAAUAAGUAUGUACAGUUUAAAAAUAAAAUCUUCAAAAGAUCCAAGUUCAUCUGAUGUAUAUUAUUGUCUAACCUUUGCAACUUGAGUAGUAGCCUGACUUGAGCUGUAUUUUAUUUAAAGUGAGUGAGUUGCUCCCUUAGUCUUGUUCUUGCCUAUUUGAUCCAACGGCAAGACUUAGUCAAGACCGGAAAUAGACCAGGAUGCAGUGGGGGACCAGCAAUGUGUCUUGUGUGUUUCACUCUGCUCUUUGUGCAUUCUACAUUGCAGGAGUUGUCAGAAUUUACAUCAUGUCAGUGUCGUACCACCUACGGGACUCCAUCUCUUGGUUUGAUUUCAGAGUUUGCCUUCUCUUAGAGUAGUUAACCAUCCAAGAUUAACAAUAUUUUCUUUAAUAUCACAAAAGUUGACUACAGCCUUUCCGAUUCUAGCCCUGACAUCUGCUUCGGUUCCAUCAAUUAUGUCAAUGGUGCUGCCUAAGUAGUUUUCCUGGUACCCCAUCUUGCGUAUAGUCAUCUAGCCUCUAGCAGUAGGUAUUUUGCCCUGUAUGGUUCAACUGUAUAUAAAUUUUAUAGUAGGCCUAUAUAUAUAUAUACAGUAAAAUAGUAUUGAGUUUCAAAAGUUUGAAGCUUUGGUUACAGUAGGCGUAGGUUGCAUAAAAUAUUUUUGCUUUCAAGUCUUAUUCUGCAUAAAAAAGGAUUGAAACAUUGUUACAUUGAUGAGUACGCCAUUCAAGAUUCUGGGUAGUGUUAUGAGACUUUGUUUAACAUCAUUUUUGAAAUUUUGAGUGUACAGAGGGAAUUAUGCUAACAUUAUAUGCUUUAAUAUCUUAAUUAAACAUUAUUAAUUCUAAUCUAUGCUUUCCAUUUAUUAUGGUGUGGAAGAGAGCUUUAUGAUUAACCUAACUUGUAAUUUUUUGUUUAAAAAAUAUUAAUCCUUUGCUAUCUUCCACUUUAUUUUAUCCAAAUGAAUAAAAAGCUGAUGCAAUGAAAUAUGUCUGAAUAUAAACUUCUAAUUGAAAUAUACAGUGUAAAAUUUUUCAACUACAUUUAUAAAUUAGAUUAAAACAAUUUUUAUUCUCGAUAACUUUAUUUAUUUUGAAUUGACGUUUGAAUUUGAUAUAUUUCACCCAAGUAGCAUUUUAGUCAGGGGUCAGCAACCGCUUGUAAGCAUGCCAAAUGGGAUAUGCAACACACACAAAAAAUUCAGCAUCAGACAUAUUGAUGUAAUAUGGAAUGUAGUAAGAAUAAAGUUUUAAAGUGCUCAAUGCCGGAAACAUAAUCAGAUAAAUUUAAUAUUUGUUUUUGUCAGUUUCAAAUCAUUUAAAAUGAUAUUUAAUAAAUAAACAUACAUAAAAUGUCAUUAUUUACUAUUUAGAACAAGCAAGCGACCAUUUGAAGACGCUCAGAUUCUUGGUAAUUUGUCUGCUGCAUUUGACUGGCGAAAUGUAAAUGGUGUUAACUAUGUUAGCACCACCCGCAAUCAGCACAUACCUCAGUGUGAGUAUAGCAUACAAAUAAUAAGGCCUUGGAUAAGGGGUUCCCAAAGUGGAUGUCGACAUUAAAAAUAUUUUUGCUAAUCAUUCCAUGUUUGUUUAAAUAUCCUAUUUCACAUUGAACUUAGUCAAAUUUGGCAUAGGGUGCCUUUGGAAAACCUGGAAUCAGAGAGGGCACCAAGAAUCCAAAACUUUGAGGACUACUGCCUUAGAUGAUAAUUUUUUUUUUUUAAACCUCUUAAAUAAAUUAUUGAAUUUUUUAAAGAUUAAUUUUUUUAGAUAUUUAAAAAAAAAUAUAUUAUUCUGAAAGUGUCUAAAACCAAAUUAUUCUUGUUAUUGUUCAUUAUUCCAUUACAUGGUUGAGGCUUUCCUCAUUUGAAAUCAAAUUUAUAUCGUUUUAGAUUGUGGCUCAUGUUGGGCUAUGGGCUCAACAAGCUCUAUGGCAGACCGCAUCAACAUCAAACGAAAAGGUGCAUGGCCGAGUGCUUACCUCUCUGCUCAGGAAGUUAUUGACUGUGCAGAUGCAGGAAGUUGUCAAGGUGGUGAUGACAAACUUGUAUAUCGGUAUGCAAGUAAAGAUGGAAUUCCUGAUGAGACUUGCAACAACUAUCAAGCUCAGAAUGGGGGUCAGUUGUUGUUUUUUAAUUAUAUCAUCAUAUUUUAAACAUUUCUCUUUUAUUUUUGUGACUCAUAAAUUGUGUCACAAAGUCAAAUUUGUUUUGUUUGACAACCAAAUUAUAAUUUCUGCCUACAGCAUGUAAUGGAAUGAACAUGUGCAAGACAUGUAGUUAUGGGGGUAAAUGUGCUGAAGUCACCAGUUUUAAGAGGUGGAAGGUAUCCCAAUAUGGAGCUGUUGCAGGGCGGGAAGCAAUGAUGGCAGAGAUUCAAACUAAUGGCCCAAUCAGGUGAGGAUGAAAUUUUCCUUUAUGAUAUAGCUAACCAGUAUACCUGGCUUUGCUCGGGUUUGUGAUCAGAAAAAAUCUCAUAAGCGUUAUAAGCGAACACGUAGUUAAAAACACUUUUCUAAAGUAAAAUUUUCUUCUAUAAAAGACCAGAAUUGAUAAUUCUUGUAAAAAUUGAAUUUGUGUCCCAUCCCAUUUUGGUUAAUAUUUCUAAAUUUUAAGCUUGUCAGGUUUGUUGACAGACAUUCCGCCCAUGUGUCCAAACCAAUUAAUUUGUUGUUGAGCCAUAUAUACUAGGUGAUUGGGAUGACAUCAACCAUUUGUCUUAUUUUAUUUCCUGGUCCUGCAUGUAGUAUUUUUUUGUUUGGCCAGCAGCUCAUCUUAAAAAUCUAAUCUCAUAGGUAACAAGUGUUUUUUCUCAAGACUUUUAUUCAGAGCCUAAGAGUUUUGACACUGUAAAACUACUGAUUACCCAAAGUCAGUAAUAAAAUUUAGAAAUAAACUUACUUGAUUUGUCUUUAAAAAGGUUAUAAUAAAUGUACAACAUGUAAAUAAUUUAAUUUAAAAAGAAUAAUCUAAUACAGAGUGAAAGGGCUAAAUCAAAAAAUGUUGAUUCUCCCCUUACACUCACACAUGCACUAUAUUAUGAAGUGGGUAAUCAAAAUUUAUUAAAGUACACCCAUGAGUGUAAACCCCAAAGCACCUUUCUUCACGCCCCUGAACUAUGCAAUAAUUCUAGUGUACUAUUUUUUGAAAGCACAUGGAAUAAAUCUUUAUUCAAAAGUCAGUGAUUCGUCUAUUUUUGUAAAUAAUGCUAAUACACAGAGAUAAAAUUAAAGUAAAAGAUUUUUUUAUCUAGUUGAGUAUUAAAGGUAUAAGUAACCUACUAUAUAAAUAUAUAAGUUAUCAUGCAUAUAACAAUAUACGAUAUGGCACGACAUUUUAAUGGUAAAGGUGGAAUGGUAAUAAUGAAGGUAAAUGUAAGUUAAAUAAGUAUCAGGUACUUAUGCCCAUAUUGAGAAAAAUCAAAACUGCGACAUGCUUUGUGUCUGUAAAUGUGCAGUUUUAAUUGACCUGUAUAUUAUUAAUUAUUAUGGUAUUGGUGAACUUAACCAUUAACAAUUUCAACAUGUGUUUGUUGUUGCAUUCCAAAACAAGAAAGAAAAGAUAAUUUGCUGUGCAUUUAAUUUUGACAAAAGUUUUUUUGUUUUCUAGUUGUGGUAUUGAGGCUACAGAAGGCCUUGAUAAUUACACAGGAGGAAUUUACAAGGAGCAUAAACUUUUCCCCAUGGUAUGAUCAAUUUAAAGUACUUUUUCUUAUGUCCCUGAAGACCAUGAAAUGCAUUUGUUUUUUUAAAAGGAUUCUUUUUUUUUUUUUCUUCAAAAGACAGAAUGUCCCCAAUCAGUAAUCUAGCAUUAAGCCAAAAAAAUGAAAAUAAUGAUUCUUUUUUGUUUUUAACUUAAAUAUCGGUAAUAUCACUUUGUACAAUGUUCUAAUUUUUAAGACUUGGUUUUCUCCUCAGAUCAAUCACAUUGUUUCUGUAGCUGGCUGGGGAGUUGAAGAUGGUGUUGAAUACUGGAUUGUGAGGAACUCUUGGGGAACUUAUUGGGUAAAUGAGAUAUUGUUGUUUUUGUUUUGUGUUGCGUGUUGUCUGAUGCUAAAUGUUUUGUUUCAUGUUUUCUACUGGCUAAAUGAGGACUUGUUUUGUUUCAUGUUUUCUACUGGCUAAAUGAGGACUUGUUUUGUUUCAUGUUUUCUACUGGCUAAAUGAGGACUUGUUUUGUUUCAUGUUUUCUACUGGGUAAAUGAGGACUUGUUUUGUUUCAUGUUUUCUACUGGCUAAAUGAGGACUGUUUUAAUUUUCAACACUGCUUCAUUGGUUGAUUUAGUUGCAUCUAGGACUGCUUCAUAAAUUUUUGACUAUUCACACCAAAGAUAUCUAACAGUAACAGCAUUGAUGUGACUUUCCUAUCUCGUAUCACUGAGUGCUUUACAUUUAAAAAUGGACAUUUUGACUGCAGAAUUCCCCAUCUUAUUGUCGACACAGAAAAUAAUGUAUUAACCUCAUCAUAAUGUUGAAAAAUCAGGCAAUCUGGGAUGAACACUUCACUUUUAAGUGUGACUGCAGCAUGGACUAUAAAAUGAUCUGGAAAUUUUAUUGAGAAUGUGAGCCUGAACGCCAGUUCUAACACCUUUAAUAAUCGCACCAUUAUCUUAACUCUGGCCUCUGAUGUUGUCAACUGAUAAUUUAUAAUUUUCUAGAGCAUCCAUGAUCACCUUUUUUAACUCAAUUCCUGUUAAACCUUCAUCACAUGGACUUCAAGAAAACUUUAAUUUGUUUGAAUUUAUUAUAAAUUAUUAUCCAUACUUACUUAUCAAAACAGCAUUGAUAUGUUUUCCUGGUGGCUGAUGUCUUGUGUACAAUCAACAAUUGACUAUCACACAUUUUUGCAUCUAAUAAAAAAAAUUUGGUUUUUGUUGCAAUAGCCAUUCAAGUCAAUAAUUUCAUUCUGGAUGUCUUUUCCCAGGUAGUGGAUCCCAUCGUGACAGAAUUUUGUUUGUCUUUGGCUCUUAACAAAUGUUUCUCCAUAACUGGGCCGAAUGCUGCUAAAAAUUCUUAUAAUAAUUUUAAUUUUCCAUUAAAGUUAUCGUAAAGUAUGUCAGGAAAACCUCUGAAUGUCAGGUUUUGUGUUUGCCAUCAUCACUGUAAAGGAAAUUAAUCUUUCUUUAAACGUCCCAGUGUUUCACUUCCUUUUUCAGGUUCUUAUCCAUUAUGGUUUCCACUGAUGCUCGCUUCUGCAGUUGAUUUUUUAGUUCCACCCAUUUUCUGAAGCAGUCAAAAUGUUCAACACUUUGCUCGUGUCUUUUUAAAAUCUGUGAUAUGUCACAAAUCAUUAACACUAUUUCGAGCCAACAUAACAAGAUUCAAACCAAAUAUUUUGCAACAAAAACAAACUUUGUGGGACUUUUUUUAAUCAACUAACCACAAUCACUGAAUUCAUUCACCCUUAUCCAUAAUUUGGUGGAAAUGAUUAGAAAAACUUACAUUUUCAGAAACUGGUUCAAAUUUUCUUUCAUAUUGGCGGGUCCUUUAAUGACGGUUUGCUCAAUGAAAUCUUUGUUAACAGCUUUUGGCCACUUACUGAUAUCAUCAAAACUUAAUACAGUUGAAACUAAUGCAGUUGCAAACUGAAUUGUUGGACUUAUUUCAAUUGGAUCGACAGAGUCAUUCGCUUGGAACACACUUACAGAUUCUGUUUCAUGAGUCAAGCAUUUAUUGGACUAAACUUUCAGAUUCCACUUCAAAGUCUUGAACAAUGUCUAACUCAUUUUAUUAAGUCAGUUCCUGAUGACUUGGUUUAAUAAAACAAAAAACUCGAGACAUUUGAGUCUUCUUCAUUUGCUUCUCUUGUCACUGUAUUUUUUUUUUUUAUGUCUUUGCUUGUGCCGCUGGUCCUGUGUGUAAGUUUAACUAUAUUUUUUGCCAAUCAGGUACUAAAUGAACAUGCCAUUUUAAAUAUUUAGUUAAGAUGAUAGUUUAUUGUCAUGCCAUUUUAAAUAUUUAGUUAAGAUGAUAGUUUAUUAUCAUGCCAUUUUAAAUAUUUAGUUAAGAUGAUAGUUUAUUAUCAUGCCAUUUUAAAUAUUUAGUUAAGAUGAUUAGUUUAUUAUAUUACACUUAAUCCCUAUUUAGUACUCCUUUCUUGAUUGGUAAUAAAGUAAUAACACAAUAUAGUUUUUAUUAAUGGCAUGUUUUAAUAAGUGGUUUUUUUUGUUUUUCAGGGUGAACAAGGAUGGCUGAGAAUUGUGACCAGCAAAUAUGGUGGUGGAAAAUACAAUUUAGCUAUCGAGUCGGAUUGUGCAUAUGCUGAUGUCAUAGUUGACUAAAAACAUAUCGGAAUGUCUUUAAAGAUUUAAUUUUUCUAAGUAUAAUUUUUUAAAAAUAUUUUUAAUUUAAUUUUUAUGGCGUGAACAUUUCUACAUUAAAAUUUGAAGUAUGCGUAUCACAUUUUUUGGCAAACCAGUUAUUGGCUUUUUAGAAUUUGGUUUUAAACGCUUAUCAGUGUUUAAAAUUAAGUCCAAACUGUUCUGCACAGCAAGAUGAAAUUAACAGGAUAUUAUUCAUUCUAUUAUUUUAUUGAAACAUCCCCAUUUUUAUGUAAGUCAAAAAACUUCUUUCAUUAUUUGAAGAUCUGUAUAUAGAAGAACGAAUAUUUUUUUUAUUUCGUAUUUGAAUUUUUUGCUCCACAGAUUACUUGAAAAAUGCUCAUGUUACAUUCGAUUUCAAGAUUUUAAAAAUUAUUUUUAAUCUGUAUGUACUGUAUUGUCAGGUUAAACGUUUUAUUUUAUUAUAUUGCAAAAUAGUUAAAUUGAGUUUUAAAACAAAUACCGGUAGUGAAACAAAAGCUCUGUCAUUAAUUAUUUGAACUUUCUGGUUAUAUUAUUUAGACUUGUAAUCUUUGUCUGUGAAGUUAUAAAUGGUGAAAUGAAUUGUUUUUUUUUAAUUUGAAAAAAGGGCUUUCAUAUUAUGGAGCUUGCUUUAGUCUUUGCCUACAGUUCAAAGCCAUUUUAUAUGGUUGUUUCUCAUUUAAAUGUUUACAAUUUAAAUGAUCUACACAGAUGUCUUUUCAAAAGUCUCCAUAUUCUUAAAACUUUUGUUUUUGUAUUUCAAAUAACUAUCAAAUUAUUUUCAUUAGGUAAAUUAAAAUGGAAUAUUGAUCCGUAGAUGCUAAAAACUUGUACUACUCAUGUGAUGGGUUAGAUAUAAAACAUUUUCUUUUUUGAAUUUUUCUAUGUUGCAUUUAUCUUUAUGCAUUGGGAAAUAUUUUUAGACUGAACAUUGCAUGAUAUAGGUUUUCUUGUAUUUCUAUGCAGCUGAAAUUAGGACUUUAAAUUUCAAUAUUUACCAAUUUAAACUAAUUCUGAGAAGUAAAAUGUUUAAAUAAGUUUAAUUGUUGAGAUUAGGUUAAAUUAUUCAGAUUAGGUUAAAUUAUUCAGAUUAGGUUAAAUUCUUCAGAUUAGGUUAAAUUCUUCAGAUUAGGUUAAAUUCUUCAGAUUAGGUUAAAUUCUUCAGAUUAGGUUAAAUUCAAUAAUACGUCAGAGGAUAUAAUUUGAUUCAUAAAUAUGAACCCAUGUAACAUCAGAUGUCAAGAUUUCAAAGUUGUUCUUUCUUUCAUUUUAAAACAUUAUUUUAUUACAAGUUCACUAUUUUAAAACAUCAGAUGUCAAGAUUUCAAAGUUGUUCUUUCUUUCAUUUUAAAACAUUAUUUUAUUACAAGUUCACUAUUUUAAAACACAUUAAGGCCACAAAUGAAAAGAAUUUAAAAUAUUGUUAAAAUAUAAAAUGUUGAAACACAGCGGAACAAACCUGAGACGGAAAGUGCUUUGUGGUCAUAUAUCUCGUUACAUGGUAUUGAACUUGGUAUGUUCGUGGGUAUUAAAGGAAAAGUGUAACAAGAUUAAGCAUCUCAGAAUUAAGAGAGCUUAUCGAGAUUACUAUCUCCUGCUUUUAGGUGCCUGCAGCAGUCGCGUCUAUACGGUGGGGGGUGGGGGAAGAGAGAGAGAGCCGCUUCAACAAUGAGUAACAAAAUAUUGGUAAGGGGGGGAAAAAACUCCUUUAUGGGUUUUGAACUGUCUUAAAACCAAGAGUAUGAUAAAGACAGUGACCUCUUGUAUGACUAGAAAAUUAAUAAAGUUAUGUUUUCAAACAUCAACCUCCCUGUCCCAAAUAAAUAUUGUAUAAUAAUAAAAAUAAUUUCUGUUGGACAGUUCCAGAGGAAGGAGGUGUCAUUACGUAGAUAAUAUCAAUGGUAAAAAGCAUGGAAAGUUUUAAACCUGUAGCUAUAAUACUUUUCCUCCUGAAACAUUUCGCAUUCCUGAAAAACGCAAAGUUGAGAAAACCGAAAAAGAUUUUUUUAAAAACAUGAACAAUAUAGGGCGCAUAUACCAUGUACAUGUACCAUUCAUAAAUGAAAAAAACACAUAAAAACACAGAUAUAAAAAUAAAAUAUAGAAAAUUAAUAAACUCGUGUUUUCAAAAUAUCACAUCCGUCACAAAGUAAAAUAUUGCAAUAAACAAAAAAGAAUUAACAAAUUUCUGUUGGACAGUUCCAGAGGAAGGAGGUGUUAUUAAGUUAUUAUGUAGAUAAUAUCAAUGGUAAGAAGCAUUGAAAGUUUGAAGCCUGUAUCUGUUUUUACUGUAAUACUUUUCUUCCUGAUACAUUUCACAUUCAUGAAAAAUCUUAAAAACUCAGUUGAGAAAAACAAAAAGAUUUUUUUUUGAAUUAAAGACUAUUUGAACAAUAUAGGAUGCAUACAUUACCAUUUACAUGAAUCAUUCAUAAAAUAAAAAAUACAAAAACACAGAUAUAAAAGACAGAGAAUUAAUAAAGUCAUGUUUUCAAAAGAACAACACCACUUCCAAAUAAAAAUAUAAUUAAAAUAAAAAUAACUUUUAAAUCCCUUUUGGACAGAUGCAGAGGAAGGAGGUGUCAUUAUGUAGAUAAUGUCAAUGGUAAGAAGCAUGGAAAGUUUGAAUUCUGUAGCUAUAAUACUUUUUUCACCUAACUCAACUGGCUUCCCUCAAAAAUCUGAAAAACAU
Molecule: messenger RNA, 9736 nt
Organism: Lymnaea stagnalis (great pond snail)
Lineage: Eukaryota; Metazoa; Mollusca; Gastropoda; Lymnaeidae
Source: the annotation of a GenBank genome assembly